Molecule: messenger RNA, 2151 nt
Organism: Lacerta agilis (Sand lizard)
Lineage: Eukaryota; Metazoa; Chordata; Lepidosauria; Squamata; Lacertidae
Gene: TTYH1
Product: tweety family member 1
Exons: 14
Coding region: 152-1765 (537 amino acids)
Cellular component (GO): plasma membrane; smooth endoplasmic reticulum membrane
Molecular function (GO): volume-sensitive chloride channel activity; intracellularly calcium-gated chloride channel activity
Source: RefSeq, a predicted model, not a curated record
CCCCUCCCCAAUAUCCCGCGCGGAUAAGCCCUGAUGUUCUGCACUGCCUCCCUGCACAUCAUUCCCCGACAUCCAUCCGUGUGCCAGCAUGGGGGGUCGGCGACCAGCGCGGUGAGCGGGGUUGGGGCUGUGGGCGCCCCGCGUCGGAGGGAUGGGGUCCCCCCAGGGGUAUCGAGCUUCGUGGUGGACGUUCCUCUUGCACCAGGCGCCGCACAUCAACUUCCAGUUUGAAGCCGUGGGGAGCGAAUUUGCCCCGGAGGACUGGGGGUACCAGCAGGCACUGCUGUUUCUGGCUAGCGUCUCAGGCCUGUGCUUUGCCAUCAGCCUAGUUCUCAUCUGUGUCUACCUGAUCCGCUUCUGCUGCUGCAGCAACGAAGAUGAGGAGGAAAGCAAGACGCAAAGGGUUUGCUGUGUCACCUGGAGCUGCGUGGCGGCUGUUAUCGUCUGCUGCGCUGGGAUUGGCAUCGGUUUCUAUGGAAACAGCGAGACCAACGAUGGGGUGUAUCAGGUCACAUACUCGCUGCUGAACACCAACCACACACUAAGCUCCAUCGAUGCUCUGGUGUCUGAGACGGUGGAGCUGCUUUCGGCGACUGUACGAGGGGAGCUGACCCAGCUGGAGGAGACACUGUCCCCACGAACUGAGCUGGUGGCCGUGGUGCGGAACACACGCCGCCAGGCAGAGGCAGUAGCGCAAAUGCUGGAUGGCAUCCCUUUCUGGGGUGAGGCACGCAGCACGCCCAGCGUCCUAGCAGAACAAAUUGGCUACCUGGAAGAUUACAGGUGGCUGGCCUACAUUUUGCUGCUGCUGCUGGACCUCAUCAUCUGUCUCUUCACCUUGCUGGGGUUGGCGAAGCAGAUCAAGUGGCUGGUAAUCGUAAUGACUGUCAUGAGUUUCCUAGUCCUCAUCCUGAGCUGGGGCUCCAUGGGGCUGGAGACAGCAGCUGCUGUGGGACUGAGCGAUUUCUGCUUUGAGCCAGAUGGCUAUGUGAUGAACACAACCCAAGCCAGCACUGGACUCAGCCCAGAAAUCCUGCAAUACUACUUAACCUGCAGCCAAGACGUCUUUAACCCUUUCCAGCAGAGGCUCACCAUGUGUCAGAGGGCACUGUCCAACAUACAUUCUCAGCUGUACGGAUUGGAAAGAGAAGCCAUCCCACAUUUCCCAGCAGCUGAGAAAAACAUCUUAUCCAUCCAGAGCACUUUGAACAACACAGAAAGCAAAUUCCAUAACCUUAUUGCUCUGCUCAACUGCCGGGGACUUCAUAAGGACUAUGUGGAUGCCCUGAAAGGGCUGUGCUACGAUGGCAUGGAAGGGCUGCUCUUCCUCCUCCUCUUCUCCUUCCUCUCUGCCCUUUCCUUCACCACUGCCGUCUGCAGUCUUCCCCGGGCGUGGAAGAGGUUCCAGAACAGGGACUCGGACUACGACGACAUGGAGGACGACGACCCUUUCACGCCCCAGGCACGUAGGCAGCCGACGGUGCGCGCGGGGGGGCCCGGGCCCACCCUGCCCGGCUCCUAUAGCCACUGUUCAAGCUGGGGCAGCCGUGGCAGCCUGCGCCUCUCAGCCCCCCCCAUUUCCAACGCCCCCGUCUCACAGUACAUGAGUCAAAGCGCUUCGUACAGUGGCAGUCCUCGAUUUGAGAGCGUCCCCCUCAUCGACCGCCAUUCCCCACCCCCUUCGUAUUCUCCCAGCAUGAGAGCGUCUUACGUCGGUGCUAGCGAAGAAGUGGACCUUCCCUACCGGACCGGAUUCCUGCCCUAGAUGAACCCCAGAAGACCCCGACCCAACCCACCUCCAUGCCAUCCAACUAACACAGAGCAGAUCCCACCCCCAAAACACACACCUCUUUCCAGAGCCGCAACUUGAGGCUAGCCAUGUCGCUGCGUCUUGUCUGCCCCCCCACCCCCCUUCACCUGGAUCUCUUCUUCACUCAUUUCAUUUGCCUGCCUUCUGUAAGAACGCAAGAGAAAAGGAGAGGGGAGCAGUUCUAUCUCAUUCACAUGCAUAUAUAUGAAUUUAUAUAUAUAUAUGAAUAUUAAUGUCCCAUAUGUGAAUAUAUGGGGCAUUAAUAGAAGCAGGAGUGAUGAGUGAGCAAAAGGCCAAGGAAAGGGGAUCAAAGAAGGAGAAUGUAAUAGAAAGAAGGAAAA